This is a messenger RNA of Rhopilema esculentum, 973 nucleotides long. RefSeq names its product exosome complex component MTR3. Gene Ontology annotation, molecular function: RNA binding. Lineage: Eukaryota; Metazoa; Cnidaria; Scyphozoa; Rhizostomeae; Rhizostomatidae. Gene Ontology annotation, cellular component: nuclear exosome (RNase complex); nucleolus; cytoplasmic exosome (RNase complex). Gene Ontology annotation, biological process: rRNA catabolic process; nuclear mRNA surveillance; poly(A)-dependent snoRNA 3'-end processing. The record is from RefSeq and is a predicted model, not a curated record.
AGACAGGGUAGAUAUUUCGAGAGAAGGUGAAACAUGAGGUGAAACAACUGUCUGCACUUCGUCAGAAAAGCAAGAACCAUGAUCGCAAAAGAUGACAGAGGCAGGCAGGGCUCCGUCCAAAGUAAACCAUACUCUUUCUAUAUAAAACAAGAGAACGAAAAGAUAAGCGAAAAAAAUCCAAUCUGUGAUGUACAUGGACAUAGGUCAGAUGGCCGGAAGGUUGAGGAAAUUAGGCCUGUCCACCUAAGAACUGGCGUGGUCACCCAAGCCAAAGGCUCAUCAUAUUUUGAGAAGGAUGGAGUCAAAGUAAUAUGUGCAGUUUAUGGCCCAAGGGAGUCUCAGAGAAAAACAGAAUUUAGCACGAAAGGGAGAAUCAUUUGUGAUGUAACUUUUGCACCCUUUUCACAACCAACUCGGCAGCUGAAAGCUGAAGAAUCAAAGACAAAAAGGCUUUCAGAUCUACUGGAAACUUCUUUACUUUGUGCUGUCUGUUUGGAUUCAUUUCCAAAAUCUCAAGUUGAAGUUUUUGUAAAAGUGUUAGAAGGCUCCGGAGAUGUUCUUUCUGGGGCAAUAAUAAGUUCAUCUUUAGCAUUAGCUGAUGCAGGGAUUGAAAUGUAUGAUUUGGUAACUGCAUGUUCAUUAGUUUAUGAUGAAGACUAUAUUGCUUUAGACCCAACAUAUGAGGAAGUCAAUCAGGAUCCUUUAAGAGGAUGUUUGAUGUUAGGAUAUUUGCCUUCGCUUAACAGAAUAUCUUGUAUGAUCCAGAAUGGAACAGCGGCAACUGAAAGAAACAUAGUUUUCAUUAAAAAGUGCAUUGAAGGUUGUAUACGAAUGCAUGCAGUGAUGCAAGAUUGUUUGGUAAAUGGCUCCCUUAAAAAAGAGGAGCAACAACUCUCAUCAAAGGACUUGCAUUGAUACAAUAUUUCAUAAAUGUCGGUGUAAAAUUUUAUAACACAUGCAAACUGCAAAUUUC